This is a messenger RNA of Chaetomium globosum CBS 148.51, 765 nucleotides long. RefSeq lists its product as uncharacterized. Bases 1 to 765 code for a protein of 254 amino acids. The record is from RefSeq and is a predicted model, not a curated record. Gene Ontology annotation, molecular function: structural constituent of ribosome. Gene Ontology annotation, cellular component: mitochondrial large ribosomal subunit. The transcript has a single exon. Lineage: Eukaryota; Fungi; Ascomycota; Sordariomycetes; Sordariales; Chaetomiaceae.
AUGCCGUCAACACACCCCUCCAUCCAGACCUGUCUCCGGGCGGCGUCGAGGCCAGCGACCACCUCCUUCCCCCGCUUCUCGACAAGAACCUUCACAACGACACCCCCGACGCUCUACAAACAACCGCGGGUGCCCGGAUCAGACAUCCCGAUCCCGUCAGUGACGGCGCCGCAGCACCACAUCCCGCCGUACCCGUACGGGCCGCGGCAGGUGUACCACCAGUCCAACACGGGCCUGUACGGGUCGGCACGGAUCCGGUUUGGCAACAACGUGUCGGAGCGCAACAACAUCAAGACGCGGCGCCAGUGGCGGCCCAACGUGCACCACAAGCGGCUGUGGUCGGCGUCGCUGGGCGUCUUUGUGCGCACCCGCGUCACCGCCCGCGUGCUCCGCACCGUCGACAAGGCCGGCGGCCUCGAUGAGUACCUGCUCGGCCGCACCCCGCAGCGCGUGCGCGACCUCGGCCCCUGGGGGUGGAAGUUGCGGUGGCGCAUCAUGCAGACCCCCGCCGUGCGCGCCCGCUUUGCCGCCGAGCGCGAGGCCCUGGGCUUGCCGCCCAAGGAGGACGACGAGCUGAUAUUGGAGGCCGCGCAAGCGCUGCCGGACGGGACGGCCGCUGGGGAGGCGCUGAUGGCGAAGACGGACAAGAUGCUCGCGGAGGAGACCGAGUUUGAGCUCUACACGGAAACGGAGGCGGCGGCGGCAGCGGAGACAGCUGAGGAGAUGAAGGAUGGAUUCAUGAAGGAAGAGAAGCCAAGGCAGUAG